This is a messenger RNA of Physella acuta, 1098 nucleotides long. RefSeq names its product sodium-dependent phosphate transport protein 2B-like. Gene Ontology annotation, molecular function: sodium:phosphate symporter activity. Gene Ontology annotation, cellular component: membrane. Gene Ontology annotation, biological process: sodium-dependent phosphate transport. The record is from RefSeq and is a predicted model, not a curated record. NCBI's taxonomy places the organism in Eukaryota, Metazoa, Mollusca, Gastropoda, Physidae.
AUGUUAAUGACAACUCCUAGAUACAGGACCACCCACACCGCAGCAACCGAGGGACCAACAACCAAGUUCAAUGACGAUUAUAACAGAGCCACCAGGGUGAUCAUUUACACCGCAGCAACCAACGGAAUCAGCAAAGACGACGAACCAACAAGCAACUCCAAUUACGACUGCAGCGAAGCCACCAUCAAGGGAAUCAACAACAUUUUAAGACACUGUGAGUUUUUUUUCAAGGAAAUAUACUCCACAUUAAACGACAAAGUCAUUGGAGCAAUCAAGCUGGUUAUCUCCCUUACCAUUCUCUGCCUGUGUCUGGUCGCCAUUGUCAAACUGCUGCACUCCCUUCUCCAAGGCCCCAUCGCUCUCAUCAUCAAAAAAAUCAUCAACGCGGACUUUCCCGGACCGCUGGGCUACCUCACCGGAUACCUCGCCAUCAUCAUCGGCGCCGGGUUGACCAUCAUCGUCCAGAGCUCUUCCAUCUUCACCUCCACCCUCACCCCGCUCGUCGGCAUCGGGGUCAUUGAACUCGUCCGGAUGUACCCUUUGACCCUGGGGUCAAACAUCGGCACCACGACCACGGCGAUUCUCUCAGCCUUAGCCAACACGGACGGCCUCAGAAACGCGUUACAAGCAGCCUUCUGCCACCUCUUCUUCAACAUCACCGGCAUCCUCCUGUUCUACCCCAUGCCCUACCUCCGCUUCCCCAUCCCGCUUGCCAAAUUUCUAGGCAACUGCACGGCCGAGUACCGCUGGUUUCCCAUCGUCUACAUCCUCCUCAUGUUCUUCCUCUUCCCCGCCCUAGUCUUCGCUCUCUCCAUCCCGGGCUGGUACGUCCUCCUCGGCGUCCUCGGGCCCGUCUGCCUUCUCUUCAUCAUCAUCGGCGUCAUCAAAUGCCUGCAGGCUAAACGUCCCCAGAGCCUGCCCAAAAAGCUCCAAGACUGGAUGUUCCUACCCCAGCCGCUACGGUCUUUAGAACCCUAUGAUCGCGCCAUGCAGAAAGUCUUCUUCUGCAAGCGGUUCCAGACAGACUCUACCGAGAAGACAGACACGGGUGCCACGUCAGACAGACAACAUAACGGAGAGUCCAGCACGCGACUUUAG